AUGAAGGUCUCUUCAGCGGAGGUGCGCAUUGGGCCCAUGAGACUGACGCAGGAUCCUAUUCAGGUUUUGCUGAUCUUUGCAAAGGAAGAUAGUCAGAGUGAUGGAUUCUGGUGGGCCUGUGACAGAGCUGGUUAUAGAUGCAAUAUUGCUCGGACUCCAGAGUCAGCCCUUGAAUGCUUUCUAGAUAAACAUCAUGAAAUUAUCGUAAUAGAUCACAGACAAACUCGAAACUUUGAUGCAGAAGCGGUGUGCAGGUCGAUCCGGGCCACAAAUCCUUCCGAGCACACAGUGAUCCUUGCGGUGGUUUCACAAGCGUAA
Leptonychotes weddellii (Weddell seal) is the source of this 318-nucleotide messenger RNA. Lineage: Eukaryota; Metazoa; Chordata; Mammalia; Carnivora; Phocidae. The record is from RefSeq and is a predicted model, not a curated record.